AUGCUAAUUCUUUGCUUUCAAUGGCAGGUGGUGCUAGAAGUAAACAGUGAAUUUAUUGUUGAGGUGAAAGAAUUAGACAUAGAAAAUGGCACUACAACGUGGCAGACCGUCAGAAGACAGAAGCGGGAGUGGAUCAAGUUUGCUGCAGCCUGCCGGGAAGGGGAGGACAACUCCAAGAGGAACCCAAUCGCCAGAAUUCGAUCAGACUGUGAAGUGAACCAGAAGAUUACAUACCGAAUCUCUGGACCAGGGAUUGAUCGACCCCCUUAUGGAGUGUUCACCAUCAACCCGAGGACUGGAGAAAUUAACAUCACCUCAGUGGUGGACAGAGAGAUAACCCCACUUUUCCUGAUCUAUUGUCGAGCUCUAAACUCCAGGGGAGAAGAUUUAGAGAGACCUCUGGAGCUCAGAGUCAAAGUCAUGGAUGUGAAUGAUAACCCCCCAGUCUUUACACAGAAUGUGUACACAGCCAGCAUCGAAGAAAACAGUGACGCCAAUGCACUGGUGGUAAAGCUAAGUGCCACCGACGCAGACGAAGACAACCACCUGAAUUCUAAAAUUGCGUACAAGAUCAUCUCUCAGGAGCCUGCAGGUGCACCCAUGUUCAUGGUCAACAGAUACACUGGAGAAGUCCGCACGAUGUCCAAUUUCCUUGACAGAGAGCAACAUAGUAUGUACAGCCUACUUGUGAGGGGCUCAGAUCGGGACGGAGCCACGGAUGGGCUAUCCUCUGAGUGUGACUGCAGAAUCAAGGUUUUAGACGUCAAUGAUAAUUUCCCCAUCUUAGAGAAAACUUCAUACUCAGCAAGUAUUGAAGAGAACUGUUUGAGUUCAGAACUGAUACGGUUACAGGCAAUUGAUCUUGAUGAAGAAGGCACUGAUAACUGGUUGGCAAAAUACUUGAUCCUCUCGGGAAAUGAUGGAAACUGGUUUGACAUUCAAACAGAUCCACAAACCAAUGAAGGAAUUUUGAAAGUCAUCAAGAUGCUGGAUUAUGAACAGAAGCCCAACAUUCACCUCAGUAUCGGAGUCAAAAAUCAAGCUGAUUUUCACCAUUCAGUUGCUUCUCAAUUCCAAAUGCACUCAACCCCUGUGAGAAUUCAGGUAGUUAACGUAAGAGAAGGACCCACCUUCCACCCGAGCUCCAGGACUUUUAACAUAGGAGAAGGGAGCAGAGGAAGCUCCUUAAUGAAUUACGUGCUUGGCACAUACACAGCCGUAGACAUGGACACGGGGAACACGGCCACGAAUGUCAGGUACAUCAUAGGGCAUGAUGCUGGCAGCUGGUUAAAAGUUGAUUCGAGGACUGGUGAGAUACAGUUUUCUAGGGAAUUUGAUAAAAAGUCAAAAUAUAUUACCAAUGGGAUAUAUAUAGCAGAAAUCCUGGCUAUAGAUGAUGGCUCUGGAAAAACGGCUACAGGAACCAUCUGCAUUGAGGUUCCUGAUGCCAACGACUACUGCCCAGUCGUCUACGCGGACAGAAGAAGCCUCUGCACCGACGCUCCGUCCGUCCUCAUCUACGUCAGCGACCACUCCUUUGGGGCUCCCUUCACCUUCUGUGUCGUUGACCAGCCACCAGGAACAGCUGACAUAUGGAGCAUCAGGUCCAUCAACCAGACCGCUGCUCUCCUUAUGACUGAGCAGGUGCUGUCCCCAGGACUUCAGCAAAUCCCCAUCAUAGUGAAGGACAGCCACAACAGAGCCUGCGAACUGCCACAGAUUGUGCUGCUAGACGCCUGCCUCUGUGAUGACAACCGCAUGUGCUUGCACUCGACCACCACGGGCAUCUACACCGGCGACAUCAGCUCUGUGACGCAUGACGUAUAUGGGACUGUCACCGAUGACCCGGUCAGGCAGUCAAACGUUAGGCUCGGACCGGCUGCAAUCGGCAUGAUUGUCCUCGGCCUCUUACUGCUGCUUUUGUCACCCCUCUUACUGCUCAUGUGCUGCUGCAAACGAAGACAGCCGGAAGGCCUGGGGACGAGGUUUGCUCCUGUGCCCGAGGGGGGAGAAGGAGUGAUACAGUCCUGGCGAAUAGAAGGCGCUCAUCCCGAGGACAGGGAUGUAUCAAAUAUAUGUGUACCAAUGACAGCCUCCAACACCCAAGACCGCAUCGAUUCUUCUGAAAUCUAUACCAACACCUAUGCAGGUGGAGGAACAGUGGAAGGGGGUGUUUCGGGAGUGGAGCUCAAUACAGGCGCUGGGACAGCCGCAGGCCUGGCAGCUGCGGGAGCAGCAGGCACCUUGAGGAAGAGGAGCUCCACCAUGGGGACACUACGGGAAUAUCCAGACAGCGGCAUGAACAUGGCCUUCCUGGACAGCUACUUCUCAGAGAAAGCAUAUGCAUACGCAGACGAAGAUGAAGGCCGCCCAGCCAAUGACUGCUUGCUCAUUUAUGACCACGAGGGAGUGGGGUCUCCCGUGGGCUCAAUUGGCUGCUGCAGCUGGAUUGUGGAUGAUUUAGACGAAAGCUACAUGGAAACUUUAGAUCCGAAAUUCAGGACCCUUGCCGAGAUCUGUUUAGACACAGAGAUCGAGCCAUUUCCUUCACACCAGGCCUGCAUACCAAUCCGUACUGACCUCCCUUUGCUGGGGCCAAAUUACUUUGUCAAUGACUCUUCAGGAAUGACUCUCUCGGAGGCUGAAUUCCAAGCAGAAAUGGCAGCACCUGAACCCGUGAUUCACGGGGAUAUCAUAGUGACGGAGACCUACUCCACCACUGAGCCAUGUGUGCAGCCCACUACACUCGUUUUCGAUUCCCAGCUUCCACCCAAUGUGGUAGUAACAGAAACAGUCAUGGCACCCGUCUAUGACGUUCAAGGGAAUAUUUGUGUACCUGCUGAGAUAGCCAGCACACACAAUGUGUACUAUGCUGAGAGAGUGGUAUCCAGCCCCGGUAUGCCUGACGUGAACACCAGUAACAUGACAGAUGCUUGUAUGGGCCCUGUGAUGGCUGGUGGUAUUUUGGUAGGGCCAGAAAUUCAAGUAACACAAAUGGUGAGUCCAGACAUUCACAUAAGCCAAACCAUUGGCUCUACCUCUCCAAUGACAUCUCGACAAAGAAUAACACGAUACAGUAACAUACACUAUUCCCAACAGUAA
This is a messenger RNA of Jaculus jaculus (lesser Egyptian jerboa), 3102 nucleotides long. It is a transcript of the gene Dsg4, whose product is annotated as desmoglein 4. Gene Ontology annotation, molecular function: calcium ion binding. The record is from RefSeq and is a predicted model, not a curated record. Gene Ontology annotation, cellular component: desmosome; plasma membrane. The transcript is spliced from 15 exons. Bases 1 to 3102 code for a protein of 1033 amino acids. Lineage: Eukaryota; Metazoa; Chordata; Mammalia; Rodentia; Dipodidae. Gene Ontology annotation, biological process: homophilic cell-cell adhesion.